AUGUUUUUUUUUCAGGAAUCUGUACGCCACAUUGGAGCGCUUGGCAACCUGAGUGGUCUAGGGAGCUUAGCUCAAUCAUUAACACAGACUCAACAGCAAGGAUCAUCGGAUGAUGACUAUGAUGCUUUCAAGGAUGAUGAUGAUGAAAGUGUAUCAAGUGCAGCUGUUGAUUAUUCUGAUAUCACAGAGGUUGCCGAUGACGACGAGGAGAUGGCGCUGGGCAUUCAACCAUACAUGGGUACUUACAUUGCCCCAAAGAGAGAUGACGAUGAUGAGAAUUAUGAUGAAGAAGGUGAAGAGGAAAAUUCAAAAGAUGCUACCUUGAUGCCCCCACCACCUUCAGGACCAUCACCAACUAAUGAUGCCAACAUCAUCUCUCCAACAUCUGGUUCAUCAGACAUUGGUAGUGGCACUGACUCUCAAUCAUUGCAUGUGGAUGUGGCUGUGCUUCAGGCAGAACUGAAUAAUCUCCGACAUCCGACAGAGGAAGACGUGCAUCAAGACUUUAUUGGUUCUCCAUUCGGAAUCGAAGACUCUCAGUCAAACUCUUUUAGUUCAACCAACUCAAGACAGUCAACCAGUUCCAGAGAGGAUAAGACACCAUCCAGAAAUUUUGAAAACCUAACUUCCAGAAUGGAUUUGGAAUCCAGUAUAAUUUUACCAUCUGUCGUUCCUGCAACCUCAUCAAGAAGCUCUCCCAGUGAUUCUGAAGGAAUAUCAAAAUCUCCAUUAGAGCAACCUCUGGAUAAGGGUGAUGGUGAGACAGAGGCAGGUGAUAGUAAGACAAAAAGAACUGAAAACUCUGAAGAUCAAUUACUGAAGCAUUCCAGUAAAGGGUCGACAAAAAAUGUAGAUUCACAGACAACGCCGAAGAAAAGAAAAAUGCCAAGUGUUACCGAAUUGUUUCCAGAAUUCAAACCAGGAAAGAGAAGUAUGCUCUACAAUGGCAGAUCCUAUUUGCUGGAGGGGAGAAGGUGGGGUGGGGUGUGGAAAGACUAUGCAGCAGUCAAAUAAAUCAGUAGCCACGAGUGUGUCAUGAAUUAUUAAGAGGUAUAAAUCGGGGAACUUCUUCACGUUAGCCUGGAAACACAUGCAUUUGCCCCUGUUCUGUAGUGGUAGGGGAUGCUACGCCUCACAACCCCACCCUCCUCUGGCCCACCCCCUCCUCCGUCCCAGUAGCCAAUACCUAAUAAUUUUUU
Messenger RNA from Anneissia japonica, 1199 nucleotides. RefSeq names its product clumping factor B-like. Lineage: Eukaryota; Metazoa; Echinodermata; Crinoidea; Comatulida; Comatulidae. The transcript is spliced from 4 exons. The coding region runs from base 1 to 1014 and encodes 337 amino acids. The record is from RefSeq and is a predicted model, not a curated record.